Molecule: messenger RNA, 1065 nt
Organism: Drosophila eugracilis
Lineage: Eukaryota; Metazoa; Arthropoda; Insecta; Diptera; Drosophilidae
Exons: 2
Coding region: 537-989 (150 amino acids)
Source: RefSeq, a predicted model, not a curated record
CAUCUUUUGGUUACCUUUAUAAACUAUUUUUGAAGAUAUCACUCUUUCUGGUUGUCCUGUGAUAGGAUCAUUUAUGAUAUGUUUUAGUAACUUCUUCUAGAUCUAUCUUUGAAAGUGACUAGGUUUGGAAAAGAGGAUACAUAGGGUGCUUUUUGAAAAAGAACAUCUUUUGGUAAACUUAAUAAACUAUUUUUAAAGAGAUCACACUUUCUGUAUGUCCUAUAUUAAGAUACUUCAUGAUCUUUCCUAGUAAUUGAAAAAGUAACUUCUUUCAGAUCUAUUUUUGAUUUUGACGACUAGCUUUGGAAAACAGGAUGAUCUCUUAAAAAGAACAUCUUUUGACUACCUUAACGAACAAAUUUUAAAGUGAUCACUCUUUCUGGUUGCCUUAUGAUAAGAUAUUUUAUGAUCUUAUCUAUUAAUUGAAAAAGUAACAUCUUUUAGAUCUAUUUUUGGAAGCAGGAUAAACAGGGUGAUCUUUCUUUUGGUUACCCUAAUGACAUAUAUGUAAAGUGAUCACUUAUAGAACUUUCUGGAUGCCCUAUGAUAAGUUACUAUAUGAUCUUUUGGUAUACAGAAUACUAACAUCUUUCACUUACAGAAUCUCUCAGUGGAAGCUGCAAGCUGUUUUGGAAAUCGGGAUAAAUAGGGAGUCCAAGGGAGUACAAGGGAGUACAAGGGAGUACAAGGGAGUACAAGAAAGUACAAAGGAGUACAAGGGACUAAUAAUAAACCACUUCCAAAAUGAUCACAAAAAAACCACCUUCCGGAUGCUCUAUGAUAAGAUACCAACUAUGAUCUCCUCUUGGUAUGUGGAAUGGAGACAUCUUUUAAUUACAGAAUCGCUAAAGAGAUCGCUGCUACGACAGACCGCAUAUAUGCCCAGUCAUUGGAAUCGAAUCGUGUGUCUGCCUUGGAGCUCGAAGAUAAGUCUUGUGACGUUUUUAACAGAGAGGAAGAACGAAAGUCAUCCUUGGCUGAUUGGGUGAGGUGGGAAAUUAAGUACAAUACCUAGCGAUAGAACCCCAUACAGAUGCGAUAUACACGGUCAUUCCCAAACGUUAA